Messenger RNA from Nicrophorus vespilloides, 1909 nucleotides. Its product is annotated as putative fatty acyl-CoA reductase CG5065. The transcript has 9 exons. Gene Ontology annotation, biological process: long-chain fatty-acyl-CoA metabolic process. The record is from RefSeq and is a predicted model, not a curated record. Bases 243 to 1820 code for a protein of 525 amino acids. Gene Ontology annotation, molecular function: alcohol-forming very long-chain fatty acyl-CoA reductase (NADP+) activity. Gene Ontology annotation, cellular component: peroxisome. Lineage: Eukaryota; Metazoa; Arthropoda; Insecta; Coleoptera; Silphidae.
GCCAUUUGUUGAAACGGCAGCACGAGCGGCACCAGUUGACCAUCGCGCUGUAAAAAAUUACUAUCAAUCUCUUUCGUAAUAUCGGAUUGUUUAGAAAGUGAAGGCAGCUUACGCACAAGCACAUAAAAUCGUACUGCUCCCGUUUUUCCCUUCUGGCCUUUUUUAUUCCGUUCAUCUGACGGUUUUCUGCAUCGGAAAAUUCUACGUUCUUUCGAAGGAAGUGAUUGUGAUUUACUAAAAUUAUGGGGAUAACGACAGCCACCAAACCAAUGGAACUUCUCGACGCGAAUGGCAACGAAAUGAUAAACAGGAAUCAUGUACUGCAUGAUUCACUGAUCGCUGUUCCGGAAAUCUCGAAUAACAUUGGAGAAUUCUACAGAGAUGCGAAGAUCUUCAUGACCGGAGGAACGGGAUUCGUGGGAAAGGUCCUUCUGGAGAAGCUUCUACGCUCCUGCGACCUCAUCGACAGCAUCUACCUCCUGGUGCGUUCGAAACGCGGGAUGGCCAUCGACCAAAGGUUAAAAGAACUCUUCAAAAGUCCGCUCUUCAAUAAAAUUAAAGACAAGGACGAGAACUUGCUGAAUAAAGUUAAAGUAGUCGAAGGCGAUGUUUCCCUUCCGAAUUUGGGGCUUUCUCAAGCCGAUAUAACGGAUUUGGAGAUGAAUGUUAAUAUAGUUUUUCAUUCCGCUGCUACCGUUAGAUUCAAUGAAAAUUUGCGUGAUGCCGUCGUUUUGAACACCAUGGGAACGCAACGCGUUAUGGAACUUUGCACUCGCAUGACGAACUUGAAGAGUGUCGUUCAUGUCUCGACGGCUUACAGCAACGCAGAUAAAAAGGAGAUCGAUGAAAUCGUUUAUAAGCCACCGUUUGAUCCGUACUCGAUCAUCAAUUGCGUGGAGAAUCUUCCGCAGGAGGCUUUAGAUCUUCUUGCGGAAAAGCUAUUGAAUAAACAUCCCAAUACGUACACAUUUACUAAAGCCAUGGCCGAGUAUUUAGUGAUGGAUUACUCAGCUCAGCUUCCCGUCUGCAUCGUGAGACCUUCUAUAGUGACCGGUGCUUGGAGGGAACCGAUCCCUGGAUGGGUGGAUAAUGUUUCAGGCGUUACGGGGAUCAUGAUGGAAAUCGGUCGUGGAUCCAUCAAAUCCAUAAUUGCUAACGAAUCAUUAACCAUGGACUUGAUCCCCGUCGAUAUAGUCGCUAAUUCUUUGCUCACAGCCGCUUGGCACACUGUUGCAAAUAGAUCUAAUGUUAUGCGCGUCUACAACUGUACCAGCGGCAACAUUAACAGUAUACUAUGGAAGGACUUUGGUACCCUGACGACGAAGUUUGCUCUCGAAUACCCAACGAAAUAUUUAAGUUGGUAUCCAGGCUUCUCGUAUCGCACCAAUCGCGUCAUGCAUUGGAUUUGUGCAGCCCUUUUCCAAACCAUCCCAGCUUGUAUAUUCGACAUAAUCUUAUAUUGCACCAAACACAAACCAAUAAUGUAUACAAUCAGUAAGAAAUUCGAGAGGGCCUGCAAAGCUGGCGAGUUUUGCUCCUUGAAUGAAUGGGACUUCAAAGUUGAGAACCUAAGGCAAUUACACUCCGAUGUGAAUAGAGCCGAAGACGGAGAAAAUUUCAACGUGGACAUGAGCAAGGAGAACGGUUUCACAUGGGAGAAGUACACGCACGAUUUCAUGCUCGGAAUCAGGCAGUACGUCCUCAAAGAUGACCUUUCCAGUUUACCACAUGCAAAAACGAAAUUAAAUAGGUUCUAUUGGGCAAAUCGUGCAAUUCAACUCAUAUCGAUGUAUGCGCUGCUGAAGUUAUCCAUACUCUGAAUACUAAAGUCUAGCCAAAAUGUGCGUGGGUCUUAGCGAAAACAUAUCAUGUACGCAUUUUAUACUUUUUUUAUUUUAUUUAUAAGUUU